AUGGCGUCAUAUACAUUCAUGAUCAUUGGAAAGAAUGAUAAUCCUAUAUAUGAGUUGGAGUUUCCACAAUCAUCUCAAAAGAAAGAACCAAACUAUAUAAAUCAAUAUAUAUUACAUAGUUCAUUGGACAUUGUAGAGGAGGUACUGUGGAAGACGAACAACAUGAAUCUAAAGGUGGUCGAUAAGUAUAACAAGUUUAAUAUAUCAUCCUAUGUCACUGCUGGACAUAUCAAGUUUAUGCUACUGCAUGAGAAGAAGGAUGAAGAUGCUAUAAGGAACUUCUUUGUGGAUGUACAUGACUUGUACCUUAAGAUACUACUGAACCCAUUCUAUACAUACAACACACCGAUCACAUCACCAGCAUUCGACGCAAGGGUCAGGAAGCUAGGAGCCAAGUACUUC
Acytostelium subglobosum LB1 is the source of this 402-nucleotide messenger RNA. RefSeq lists its product as hypothetical. The annotation marks the transcript as partial. Lineage: Eukaryota; Evosea; Eumycetozoa; Acytosteliales; Acytosteliaceae. Gene Ontology annotation, cellular component: cytoplasm; TRAPP complex; nucleus. The record is from RefSeq and is a predicted model, not a curated record. Gene Ontology annotation, biological process: endoplasmic reticulum to Golgi vesicle-mediated transport. The transcript is spliced from 4 exons.